AUGAUAGCGAACGAAAGUGGAAAACCGGUGGCAAACGCACCACCGAAAACGCUCGCAUCAGCCGGCGAACGUACCGGUGGUGUCCCUCGGGACUUGUCCGACCCGACCUCAUCGGAUAUCAACACGGGAACGGUCAAGCGAAGGCCGACCUCACUAGAGGCGAAGGAGAAAACACCCUCGCCAACCGGGGCCGACAGCAGGAGAAUCGAACAGUCCGACACAAAGGAAUCCCUGGCGCAAGAUGAAACACAUCAGCAGAAAGCAAACUCCCUUGAUCAACGGCCGGGGACGCAUAGUGCGAAUGAUUCCGGUGUACUUCAGGAGGGUUCGAAAAAAUCACCCAACGGCCCAACCAUCAGCCCGGAGGCAAUCAAAUCGCACAUCAAUUCAGCACACGCCCAACAAACGACUAUAGACAGAAGGAAAACGUUGAACGAUUCCAAGAUACCCGCUACCAAGGCGACGCGGUUGGACGAGCGGUUGAAAUCCAAACUCAAACCGCCGAGCGUUCUACAAAGGGCAUCAAACCUUACGUCUUCCAAGGGUGACGUUACAAAGAGUUCACCGGGAAUGAAGAGCACAACGACACCCAUUGCGGGUGGAGGUGGUGGUCAGAAGGAGAAGAAAGUUGGCUCCCCUCCUUCCAGUGCGUCCGAAUCGACCGCUUCCUCAGUGCGCUCGCAGAAGAAAGUUUCGUUCAUACCGAACCUGUCGAUGAGUGCCGCGACGGUGUCAGCACCUGGUGGAAACAUUCGUACCAGCGCUGUCAAAACGAUUCUACGCACUCGGGCGCAACAACAAUCACAACAGCAGCACGGUGACAGUGCAGUCGAGUACAAGGAACUGUACCGUGAUUAUCCUCUACCGUUGCCACCCUACCGGGAGCCUCCGCCGGCCCCACCCGCUUCCACCAAUGUGGGAACCAUCGUGAAGCAACGCGCCGAACCGAAACAGAUGCACGAGGAACCGCAACAGUUCGCACCGGAACCGACCAAAAAUGAAGAUGUCAGCACGGUGGUUCGCUCGAAGCUGAAGGGCUUCGGAUUAGGUAAGCUGAUAUCAUCCCACACCGGGCUGGAGCGACGGAACACUAACAAUUACGUCACCUUGCCACCUUCACCGAAAGCGACAGCUAAAACAAUGUCUUCCAAAGGUGAUGCGUUCGUUGGAGGGGACCUGCCGGCUAUUCCUCAGGCUUCUCCGAUGGCGCUUCCGACAGCAUCCGGCGGUGGACAGGAGAAACCGCGACAACCGUCCCCCGAUGAUAUACUAGCGAAGCCCGAGUUUAGCUCCUCGCUGUUCAAGAACAUUCCCGUACGGCAAAAGAAGGGGACGGUCCCACAUCUGGAGAAUUACUGUCUGUUCGAUCCGUCGGUGGAUUUUUUCAACGAAAAGGAGCACAAGAUGCGCGCCAUCCCGGAAGCGGUGGAACUAGCGGACCAGGUGUUGUAUCAGGACCAUCUUAUCUACGAUGCGGUAGUGGAUCGUGAUUCGGACAACUAUUUCACCAUCGAGCCAGAGUCGCUCGAGAUUGAGGUUAAGAAUCGACUGUCGUUGGAGAAGGUGGAGGAAAAGAUCGACGAGAUCUUCAACAAAACACGCACGGCUUCGUCUUCCUCGACGAGUUCGACCAGCGGCUCGAGCCCGGACUAUCCGUCCAUGUUUAAUUCCGUGAUUGAAACACCCUCCUCCAACCUGGAGUCCACCGACGAGAGCGAUUAUGGGUUCCGGAAUAGGCUGAUGGAGAAUUUGAAGGUGUUGGUAGUUCCGAAGUCUAUUUCCGGUUCGAUACCGGAUGAGAAUGCGGAGGUGGAAGAUAUUCCCAACGAGGAGGCCGAACUGGCGGACGCAGCUGCCAACGAACCCAAAAAAUCGCCCUCGUCGUCGUCCGUGUACUACGGGGUAGUGUUAAAGUCAGGCCCCGUCACCUCACGGCUCGAGCGAGUUCAUCAGCAGCAAUCAGUGUCGCUACCGAACUCACCCCUCGUACAGCACCGUCUUCAGCAGCAGUCGAUGAAGCAGCACCGAAAAUGUGAUGAAUCAUCGUCGUCUUCCUCUUCGGCCACCGCAUCACCGCCAGCCGCAACGCACAGUGCGCCCAGCGAAGGGACAACAACCACUGGAACGCUUCUCCGACAGAACACCUUCACGUGUUCCAGCAGCACGCUUGUAGCACCGGUCGGUGAAAGCAUUAGCACCUUCACCGCGCAAGCCCAGGGGACACCGAAGGCAAUCAACACUUUACCCGCAGCGUCUACCUCCAUCACCGAGCAGGACAAAAUGUCCACUCAGAAGAUGGCAAAAAUGAAAUCCGUUACGAGUGUCAUCGCCGGCACGGGUGGUACGGGACGGGUGGCCAAUUUCCUUCCCCUGUUACGCAGUACGUUUGCUUUAGAUCCGCUCAAGUCGAGCUUUUCACUGCCUCAACUUCCAACCGGUGGUGCUAACGGGGGGAGUCGUGUAAGUUCUUGCGCUAAUACCGGUACCGGUGCCAUCAGUAAGGUACAAUCGACGGUAGCUGCUAGUGCACAGCAGCCACGGAAUGGUUCGCUCGAUUCAACGCCGCUGUUUAACCGUUUGCGGAAACGGGAACGUCCGCUUUCGAACCAUAGUGAUGCUGACAGUGGCUUCCUGAGUCCUGCCACACCGCCCGAUUCGAACGGUGCGUCCAUCCUGGCCGCUUGUGAUGAAGUGCUGGAUCAAGCCUCGCAAGGCGUUGGAACAGCUCAGUCGACCUCGCAGGAUGCGGUUGUUUUGGAGCAGUGCGAUAGCAUCCAGGAGCUGAUACAGAUCUACACCGACUGGGCCAACUAUUAUCUCGAACGGGCCAAGUCGAAACGGAAGGUAUCCGACCUGUCCGCCGACUGCCGCGAUGGACUACUGCUGGCAGAGGUAAUCGAAGCCGUCACCACCUUCAAAGUACCUGAUUUGGUGAAGAAACCAAAAACUCCUCAACACAUGUACGAUAACGUGAACUCGUGCCUCACGGUUCUAAAAUUGCAUCAGGUUGGCGGCUUAGAAUCGGUCACUCCGAAUGACAUCUGCAGCGGACGGUUAAAGGCUGUGCUGUCGCUCUUCUUCGCUUUGAGUCGAUACAAACAAGCGACGAAGCAGAAAUCCUCCCUACAGCUACAACCACCGCAACUGCAUCAACAGCAGCAACAGCAACCUCAACAGCAACUGCCACAGCAACAUCAAACGAAAGUCGAAAUCCAUGCCGUCCCUGCCGAAAUGACGAAUCGACAACUUCCGGUGCCGUACGCUAAGACGGGUGUUAAUGGCGGCACAGCGAUACCACUGCCGGCUACCGUGCAGGUCACGAGACGAUGUCCACCGGACAAAGUGCGUCCACUGCCACCGACACCGAACCAACAGACGGGAUUGCUUCAUGGUGGGUUGCAGAAGCAUACGCUUGGCGCCGGUGGCAUCCACAACAGUACACCCUCCGACGGCAAUAGCUGCCCUGGGAGCCCGCAGCAUCACAACGGCACGGCGAUAAUCACACAAAUCCCGAAGGGAAACAAUAGCCUACGCCUCCCGCAGGCGACCAACUGCAAAAUUCCAGCCAGCCCCUACUCGGUCUCGAAUACUUUGCAGCACAACAAUCAUCACAACAAUAACAACAACACUAUUACGCUGAUUCCGAAUGGUAACGUGACGAACAUUCCCACCAAUCCGGCCCAACAGCAACAACAGCACCAGAAACAUUCGAUGCUAGACAAGUUUAAGCUGUUCAACAGCAAGGAAAAGCAGGACCGUGCUGCCCAGAAGUCACAGAUCUCCAAGCGCACGAGUUCGAGCAGUGGGUUCUCCUCGGCCCGCAGUGAACGAAGCGAUUCCAGUCUCAGCCUCGACAAUGGGCACCACCAGGGAACGUUACAGCCGACGGUCGUUCCCACGUCCGCCAUCCCUGGCGCAAAGAUCAAAGAGUCCGGUCUGAAGAAGCUUGAUUCGAGCGCCAAGUCAUCACCAUCGUCCUCCCUGAGCAAAUCGUCCUCCAAACUCAUAUCAUCCAAAUCGAGCUCGAAAGAAUCGUCCAAAGCGGCGGCCAAGGCUGCUGCCGCUGCGGAAAAACAACGGCAAAAGGAUCCGGGUGGUGCGCAGGACUCACCCCAAACGCACAUUCCGCUCGCACCGCAGAAAGCGCAGAAAAUUCCGAUGGCGACAACCGUGACGACGACCUCGCUGGCGACGGGUGCUGCCGGUGCGUCGGCGAUGGCAUCGGCGAAGGUGCAAGCGCAAGAUUCGUCCCGGCUCAAACUUGCCACCGUGGGUAGUGCGGGUCGAAAACUGGACGCCAAAUCUGAAAGUAAAACUAGUUUACUCCAGCCGCAGAUGAUGGUGCCACAGUCCCCGAAAACGAUGGUGCCUCCGCAGCAACAGCAGCACCAGCAGCAACAGCAACAGAUGCAACAGUCAGCAGUUGGCACCGGUAUUCCGAAACCGAUGGCCGCAAUCAAGGGAACGAGCAAACCGACGCAGCUGCUCUCAUCGACCGCUGGCAGUGGGAAGGAGGAACUAACCGUGUGUAAGCCGGUCGUCGGUGCAAUCGUACAGCAGCAGAUGCCAAACAACAACAACUCCAACGGGGCGAUCAGUGUCAGUGGUAACAACAACACCAUGAUGGGUCAGCUUCUCCUUCAGCAGCAGCAACAACAGCUGAUCGCGAAUGGGGCUAGUAACGGUAGCGGCGCCAUGUCCGACAGUAUGCACUCGAACUCCACGCAAGGUGCCUCGAUGGGACAACACUCGACCAACUCGAGCGAAACGUCCAGUGUCGUUGCAUAUCGUCCCAGCUCAGAGUCGGGCUCGGAACAACUCCUUCAAUCACCUCAAAAACUGCACCCCGUCAAUGGUGCUGCGGGACCGCUCCUGUACGGUGGUCAACCGGAUGUAAACCUCAACAGUAGUAACAACGGUAGCAGCAGUCCGGGCGCCGGACAUGUCUUCCAUAAUGGCAAUGGUAAUCUGCAUCACAGCAAUAACAAUCACAGCAACACCAAUGCCACCAACAACAAUAAUAACUUCAACAAGUUCCACACCGUACCGACGAAGAUGCUCAACACGGGUAGCCCCGUUGCCGGGAACCCGACAACGAUCUACGAGCAGGAGGAAAAGCAAAUCACCGUGCUUCCGAUGCGACCGCUACUUCGCGGGUACAACAGUCACGUCACGUUGCCGACUCGCGGUACCCGUGGUCAUCAUCCACACCAUCCGCAUGUCCACCAUCACCAGCUAAUGACGGCUGAUUACUGUGAAGACUUCAACGGUCAGGGUGGCGGCUACUGCAGCGAUGGUGACGCACUGCGUAAGAUCCCGGCCCGCUACUCGGACAACAUCGACAACGGUUACCUUUCCGAGGGUGGUGGUGGUGGUGGUGGCGGAGGUGCCAGCAUCCUGACAAGUGCAGGCCGUCAGCAGCACGCAUCCUACAUCAGUUCGCUGCGGGCCCGCACCCAACUUCCAACGACCAUCGAAGAACGAUGUCGUAGCAGUCGUGGCGAUCAUCUGGACAGUGUGGGAACGAACCCACCUGCAAUGGAGCACUCACAUGUCAACGGCAAGAGCAGCGCACGUCAUAGCAGCGGAAGUACGGUUGGACCGAACGGGCGCGAAUACUGGGGCAAGCUGCCGGAACCAUCCAACAGCCACCACAGCUCACAGCCACCGAGCCCGACCGCUUCGCGCAAGGACAAGACCGGUUCGAGCCCGAGCCAGUCGCGUCGAAGCACACCAUCUUCGAAGGGUAGCUCGAGCCGUACCAAGGUGGCCGGUGUCCCGCAGAGCUUCGGCUAUAUUAAGCGAACGAACGGAGGCGGUGGCUCCACCAUGCCGGGACUAGAUCCACACCAGCAACAGCAGCAACAGCAACAGGGACAAAAUCUGCUCACCGGUGGACGAACGGCACACGUUUCGGCCGUGCCAAGAUCCAGCAAGCUGAAGGUAUCCGGUGGCACACAAACCACCACCGCCGACUUCCAAGCUAAAGUCCAACAACACCCCCAGUAUCGAAGCUUCUCGCUCACGGGACCCGGUGCGGCACAGCUUAGCCAGUCGGUGAAAGAAAGGUUUGGCUCCGGGACGCACAGUUUGCCUAAGCCCGGUCUAGAUAUGCAUGUCUUCCAACAUAGAAUGUCCAAUCGCGCCUCCGCCAAGCUUACCGACGGUAGCCUCUCCGACACGCAGACAUAUGCGGAGGUAAAGCCCGACUACGGUUCGUACGCCAUGUGGUUGAAGCACUCGAACACGGCCAGCAGCCGGCUGUCGGAGGGUGACACACUGGAUGCGAUCUCACUCGGCACUGCACCGUCGGCCGCGGUCGCAGCGGUGACCGGAUCACCCGGUGCCGUCACCAGACCACACAAGCUGCUGCAUCAUACGCGCGGUGAAACACAGCAGCCCCAUCUACACCAACAGUUGGCCACCACAAACAGUCCGCGUCUGAACCGUAGUAACAGCAUCAGCUAUCUGAAAGAGAGGACCUACCCCAGAUCAACCAAAUCAGAGAAAAUGUAUCCCUCGAUGUUGAGCCGUGGCCCGGACGUGGAGAUUGAACCGUACUAUUGUCUUCCCGUCGGUACCGUUGUACACGCGCCCAACGGAGGCAUGGUCCCGUGGAGCCAACCGACCUCUCCGACACCGCCGGCCCGUGGGUUCGGUGGGUUGCUUUCACCGACCCACACCGGUAGUGGAACCGGGGGUAGCCGGUUAACCUAUCCGAAGAAGAACGAUGAAGUGCACGGCAGCCAGGCGUCGCUGCUUUCCGGAGGUUCAUCCUUAUACGGUUCCACCGAGGAACGGCAGGCGGGAGAGGUGCGUCGCCUAAAGCGCGAACUGGCCGACGCCCGGGACCAAGUCAUGAGUCUUUCCAGUCAGCUGUCAACAAACGCUCAUGUGGUGGCUGCGUUCGAGCAGAGUCUUUCAAAUAUGACCCACAGACUGCAAUCGCUUACGGCGACGACGGAGAAGAAGGAUAGCGAAAUUUUGGACAUGCGCCAAACGAUAGAGCUGCUGCGGAAGCAAUCGAUCCAGGCCGGUUUAACUACCGCCCAUAUGCAGAGUAUGGGCGUACAAGUUAAUGGACAGGUCAACGGAACGGCGAUCGCAGCUGAGCAGACGAAAACGACGACGACCGGUACGGCCAACAAAGCGGUAGCAUCGAAUGCUACCGGCUCGGCGGCAUCAGCACCGGCCGGUGCAGAAAUGCAACGGCACCAUAGUUCCGAUUCUAUGUGCUCGUUGAAUUCGGUCAGUUCCGGCUGUUCUGCCCAGGACAAGAGCAAACAGAAGAAGAAGGGAUGGCUCCGAAGCUCGUUUACCAAAGCCUUUUCGCGCAAUGCCAAAAUCUCCAAAACCAAUCGCCACGUAACGGCGGGUAGCAACAAUAAUGGAUCGACGGCCGGUACGGUGACGGAUAGCGGCAAUCAUCACCAUCAUCAUCACCACCACCAUCAUCAUCAUGGGUCGGUGUUGGAGAAUGGAACAACCACCACGACGACCAUGGGGGGUCCAUUGAAUGGGGUUGGUGGUCUGAAACAGUCCGGAAUUCCACCACCGCCAGGUGCAGGACUGCCACCUCCUUCACCAACCAAAGGUAGUCCGCACAAGACGGUGACCGUCAUUGACAAUGCCAAACCGGUCGAUGCCAUCGAGCUGAAUGGAAACCCCAUGGUGGAAGAUCUCAAGAAGCAGCUGCGCGAAAAGGAUCUUGUGCUUACCGACAUCAGGCUGGAAGCACUCAGCUCCGCAUCACAGCUUGAAAGCCUGAAAGAUACGGUGAUGAAGAUGCGUCAGGAAAUGAUGAACCUCAAGCAGAACAAUGAACGGCUGCAGCGGCUCGUAACGACACGCUCGCUGGCCGGCAGUGAGGUAUCGCUCGGUCCCGUCAGUCCGAGCGGUUCAAUCGGAGAGCCACGCCGGUACAGUCUGGCGGCCGAUAACGGUCUGAGCAGAGCCCCGCUCGAGCUACCGCAGAAUCUUGACGAAACGGAAGAAGACAAUAUCCCGCCCGCGCCCGCACCGGAACCACCGCCAGCACCACUCAGUCCGGCCAUUAUUGCCGAACUUUCGCCCACGAUCGAGCGUGCGGCAAUGGUGAACGAGAUUCUCACAACACCCGCCGAAGACGUGGCCGAUCCGGUAGAUGGGAAGAAGAUUUCCAUCGCCGUCUACCUGGGGCAGCCCGAAUCCUUCCCAAAGUACGCGGAAGAGAUGAACGAAUGUGAUAACUACUACCACUCAUCGCCGGACGAUGAGCUGGGUGGCGAGAAGUCGGAAGCAAACGGUGAGAAAGGACCGAAAUCGUCUUCAUUCUCCAUCGGCAAUGGUGUGGAAACGAACGAGUUUGUCAUUGCGUACACGUACAUAUCGGGCAAAACGACCUGGCAAAAUCUGGACUACAUCGUGCGCAAAACAUUCAAGGACUAUCUGUCGCGGAUCGAUCCGGGAACGAACCUGGGUUUGAAUACGGAUUCCAUCACGUCCUACCAUCUUGGAGAGGCGAAGCGUGGGCCGGAGAUGGGCUUCCCGGAACUGUUACCGUGCGGGUACAUCAUCGGCAAUGUGAAGACACUGUACAUAUGUCUGCAGGGUGUCGGAAGCCUCGCGUUCGAUAGUUUGAUCCUGCGGAACAUUGUCCAUCGGUACAUUUCGCUGUUGACGGAACAUCGGCGAUUGAUUCUUUGUGGACCAAGCGGUACCGGGAAGUCGUAUCUAGCGCGCAAACUCGCCGAGUUCCUUGUGGCAAGAGCGGGUCGUGAUAAUCCGAUUGAGGCGAUAGCGACGUUCAAUGUCGAUCACAAAUCUUCAAAGGAACUGCAGCAAUAUCUUGGCCACAUCGCUGAACAGGCCUCGAUGUCUAAUGGAGCAGCAGAAGAACUACCAGCAGUAAUUAUUCUGGAUAAUCUCCAUCAUGCUUCGGCGCUUGGAGAUGUGUUUUCCUGUCUGCUUAGUGCCACAGCCGCCAAGCUACCGUGCAUCAUAGGAACGAUGUCGCAAGCGACGUGCAACACGACCAACCUUCAACUUCACCACAAUUUCCGAUGGGUACUCACAGCGAACCAUAUGGAACCGGUGAAAGGGUUCUUGGGUCGAUUCCUGCGCCGAAAGUUGUUCUCCGUGGAGUUGCAAAACCAGCAACAGCAGCCACAGCUCGAAAAGGUGCUGAAAUGGUUGCCAACCGUCUGGCAGCACAUAAACAGCUUCCUGGAGACACACAGCUCCAGCGAUGUUACGAUCGGUCCCCGAUUGUUCCUCUCCUGUCCGAUGAAUCUACCCGAUUCACAGGUAUGGUUCACGGACGUUUGGAACUAUCAUCUGGCACCGUAUCUGAUGGACGCCGUUCGGGAAGGUGUUCAGCUGUACGGUCGUCGUGGUGGUGCGUGGGUUGAUCCCUGCACGUACAUUCGCGAAACGUACCCGUGGCCAGUCGGUCCGACGACGGUACCGCAGCUCCGUCAAAUCACGGCCGAUGACGUGGGCCUGGAGGCAAGCGCACCGGGAAAUGCGGAGAAUCAAGAUCCACUGUUGAACAUGCUGAUGCGUCUGCAGGAAGCGGCCAACUAUAAUGGUAAUGCGGAACAGGACUCCGAUUGUGCUAGCUUAGAUUCGAACAUGACGCACGAUAGUUCGGCUGGUGCGGAGUAA
Molecule: messenger RNA, 9645 nt
Organism: Anopheles marshallii
Lineage: Eukaryota; Metazoa; Arthropoda; Insecta; Diptera; Culicidae
Gene: sick
Product: protein sickie
Exons: 19
Coding region: 1-9645 (3214 amino acids)
Biological process (GO): neurogenesis; nervous system development
Molecular function (GO): ATP binding; ATP hydrolysis activity; protein binding
Source: RefSeq, a predicted model, not a curated record